AUGCUACUUGGUAUGGACGCAAUACGAUUGCUCGGUGAAAUCAUAAACUUUAAUGUGGAGCAACUAACUAUCGGCGCUACUGCAGUCUCUCAAGGAAAAACGAAUGAAGUAUCCACGCCUUCUGUUCAAAAGCUGAUUGAUAAAGACUUAGUAGCAGAAUUCAAAAAUGGCAGCUGGAGCGUGUCUUGGAAAUGGCUGAUGGAACCACCAACUAUAAAAAACAAAAUUCCAAACUAUCAUUUCUCUGAAGACGUUAAAAGUGAGUACGCAACGGAAAUAAGUGAAUGGAUAGCACAGGGAUGGUUAAAACCAUUUGAAGGGAAAUGUAAUGGCAUCAUUCCGUUGAUGGCAGUAAUUCAACAAAAUAAAUUAAAAGUACGUCCGGUGAUGGAUUACCGCGAGCUGAAUCAAUUUGUAUCCAGUGAUACUGCAGAUGGCGAUGUUUGCAGUACCAAACUUAGCAACUGGAGAAAGUUGGGAAAAAAUCUUGAGAUAAUCGAUUUAAAAAAAGUGUACCUGCAGAUUCGUGUCGACGAAGCAUUAUGGAAAUAUCAAGUUGUGGAAUAUGAAGGGCAGCAAUAUUGUCUAACAAGAUUGGGUUUUGGUUUAAAUGUGGCGCCCAGAAUAAUGACAAAAAUCUUAAAAAAGGUAUUAUCCUUAGACAAGGUUGUCGAGUCUGGAACAGAUUCAUUUAUUGAUGACAUCAUUGUCAAUAAUAACAUAGUGUCAAGUUGUAGAGUUCAAGAACUCUUGAAAAAAUAUGGCUUGGAUUCUAAGCUGCCAGAAAUACUUGUCGGUCGGCGUGAGCUUGGAUUGCAAGUAUACAAACAAAACAACCAAGUGCGAUGGAAACGUGACAACAUACCCAAAGUUUCUGAAGGAAAAAUGGCGCGUCGGCAAAUCUUUUCUUGGUAUAGACAGCUGACUGGAAAUUUUCCAAUAGCAAAUUGGUUGCGCCCUUCGUGCAGCUAUCUAAAAAGGGUUUCGAGUAGUUGUGGAUGGGACACUUUGGUAAACGAUCGUAUUGUCAAAUUAGUAAGCAGUUUAAAUGAAAGACUUACAAAGGAAGAUGCCGUUCAUGGGUCAUGGAACGUAAAAAACACUUCUGAAGCAACAGUGUGGUGCGAUGCAAGCAGUUUAGCUGUUGGCAUAGUUCUGGAAGUGGCUGGGGAAAUAGUAGAAGACUGCUCGUGGCUGAGAAAACAAGAUGGUGUGGCUCACAUUAAUCUUGCAGAGUUAGAAGCUGUGAUAAAAGGAAUCAAUCUCGCAACAAAAUGGGGAUUCGAAUGUAUUACCAUAAAACUUGACUCGGCUACUGUUGUUGGCUGGUUGAAAUCCUUAAUCAUUGGUGACAAACCCAUUCGAGUACACGGUCUUGGAGAACCACUUGUCCGUCGCCGGUUGUCGUUAAUUGAAGACCUUGUGAAGGAGUGUGGUAUACAGUUAAAACUUUUCCUGGUUAAGUCAGCAGAAAAUAAAGCCGAUGCUUAUACGAGGGUACCACAGAAUUGGCUGCAUUCAAACCAUUCUGCAAUGACAGCAAAUCUUGUACCACCUGAUGUGAAGUCGUUUCAUAAUCUUCAUCACUUUGGAGUAAAUCGAUCCCUUUAUUUGAUGAAACAUAUCCGAAGGAGAAAGUUUGUAGAAAAGACAUUGAAUCAGUCGUAA
This is a messenger RNA of Hydra vulgaris (swiftwater hydra), 1668 nucleotides long. RefSeq lists its product as uncharacterized. Lineage: Eukaryota; Metazoa; Cnidaria; Hydrozoa; Anthoathecata; Hydridae. The record is from RefSeq and is a predicted model, not a curated record. Gene Ontology annotation, molecular function: nucleic acid binding; RNA-DNA hybrid ribonuclease activity.